GAUUUUCUCUUGAAGCAAUUAUAAAUAUUUUUAGUUGAAUUUUAAGUAAACUUUAAGACUUAUUUUGACCAACACAGGAAAAUGAGUGAAAAUAUUAAAGUUGUUGUUCGAUGUCGUCCGAUGAACCAAACUGAAAAAGAACGAAACUGUCAAAACAUUGUUGAAAUUAAUGAAUUUGCAGUUUCCGUGACUAAUCCAUCAGCUCGCAUAUCUCAACAAAAAAAAUUCAUAUUUGAUAGUGUUUAUAAUAUGAAAACUGACACGGAAGUGAUUUACGACGAGAUGUGUUAUUCAUUAGUUGAGAGUACAAUCGAAGGAUAUAAUGGAACCAUUUUUGCUUACGGUCAAACAGGUUGUGGGAAAACACACACAAUGCAGGGCGACGAAAAUUUCAGCAACAGCACUGGAAUAAUUCCCAAAUGUUUUGAUCAUAUAUUUGAAAGGAUAUCAAUGACCACAAAUGUCAGAUAUUUGGCAUUAGUAACGUAUUUGGAAAUUUAUAAUGAACGUAUUCGAGAUUUACUUAAUAAAAAUGAAAAUACGAACGUGAUAAAUCAUUUCCUUAAGGAACUACCAGGUAUUGGUGUUUCAGUUCCAACGCUUACCACGCAACCUGUUGUCAAUGCAAAUCAAUGUUACGAUUGGCUACAUUUUGGAAAUAAAAAUCGAGUAACUGCAGCUACAUUAAUGAAUAAGAAUAGCUCACGAUCCCACACUAUAUUUACUAUCACUUUGGAACAAUCUCCAUUUUUAAAUAGUAUUGGAUCGGAUGCCUUUGGAGGAAUAUGUAGAGGAAAACUAAGCUUAGUAGACCUAGCAGGCUCCGAGAGGCAGCGAAAGACUGGGGCUCAAGGAGACCGACUUAAGGAAGCUUCCCAAAUAAACUUAUCACUUUCUGCAUUAGGCAACGUUAUUUCAUCUUUGGUGGAUGGCAAAGCAAAGCAUGUACCCUUUAGGGACUCAAAACUUACACGCCUGCUCCAGGAUUCCUUAGGAGGGAAUACAAAAACUCUUAUGAUAUCUUGUAUAUCACCAACAGACAUACAUUAUGAUGAAACCAUAUCUACACUUCGAUAUGCAAGUAGAGCAAAGAAUAUUUCUAAUAAACCCAAAAUUAAUGAAGAUCCAAAGGAUGCAAGACUUCGACAGUACCAAAAUGAAAUACUAUAUUUGAAAAGAAUGCUUCAAGAGAGUCAACAAAUCAUUAAUAAAAAUAAUGAUCCAAAUAAAAUAAUAAAAUCACCUCUAAAAAUUAUACAACAUACAAAUAUGAAUUCUACAAAAAAUGUUCAAAUAAUAGAUUUAGGUCGAAAUUGUAAGGCAUCCUUUAAAACAAAUAACUCUAUAUUAACAAAACCAAAUUUCCCUUUAAUUCAAUCGAAAGAAGAGGUACAACUGCAAGCGCGAAGUCGAAUCGAUCUAAUAAAGCGUAGUUUAAUUGGUGGUGAACGUAUCCAUGAUUUCGAGCUUAAAGAAAAGCACAUGGCCCGAAAAUAUGCAGCCCAACGCCACUUAAGUGCAAUAGCUAUUGCCUUAAGUAGAGUGAAAUGUGAAGAUCGCGACCUUUUGCAGGGGCAUUAUGCCACUAUUACACAAGAAAUUGAUAUAAAAAAUGAUUAUAUUAGAAAGUGCAAAGAGAAAAUUAAAAUGCUUGAAAUGGAAGUUUCCGAUUUAAAUUCAGAAUUUCAGCUGGAUAGAGAGGAUUAUUUGGACGAAAUUCGCAACCUUGGACGUCAAGUGAAGUUCCAUCAACAACUUUUUUUGAAAUUUUCUUCAAAUCCCGGAAAAUUUGACCGGAAUUGGACUCCAGACACUAUUUUGCAAAAUUCUUUAUGGAAUGAUGAUCUUAAAAUGUGGAGAAUCCCAGAGUCCGAUUUAAUAAAACUUCCUCCGGCUACACAAAAAUCUGGACUUCACUGUAUUCAUCCUUUAGUGAUCCAUAGUGAAAAUCAGCACAACAACCAAAAUGAAAUUGUAGUUGGAGAAAAAGUAAGUAUUUCAAAUAUAGCAUUUUUAUUUUUAAGUUAUUAAAUAAAUUAUUCUUGAUAAAUUGAAUGUAGAUUUUCCCAAUUUAUAUUUUAAACUUAUAUUAGAUACGUUAAAAAGAAAGAUCAGUUGUUUCCGACUAUAUAAAUAAUACCUUCUCUUGAGAAGAAUUAAUAGCCGAGUCGAUCUGGUCUUGUGGGAUUGUCCGUCCGUCUCUCUGUAUGAACAGCGCUAUCUCGUGAUCUCCUCCCAGGGAGGAAUCGACUAUCAGAUUCCCGUUACUGAUCAGAUACUCAUCAGAUAAAUUUAAGAACAAUAAAUAAAUAAAUGUGCCUUCCUAUAUGUACUUGUUGCAGCUCGAAUUAGAUCCCGAUUAAAAUGUUAAGCUCGGUACACAGGGAACACCACGUGGAUGCCGUUGUGUUACAUCGGGGUCGUUUAAGCCAAAGUAAAUUUUGGGAACCUACAAGUAAAAGUUUGCAAAAGUUUGUCCAUAGCGAAAUGAGGCAUACAUAUUGUUAUUUUACCUUAUUUAGUUGAAGCCUUACCAACCGUGUUAGAGUGGGCGUGUCCAAAUUAUUUUUGCAUAUCAGAAAUUUGCAAUACACAUAAUAAAAUAAAACAAUUUAAACACAUAUUUUAAAAGUGUGGUGCAACAGUUUUGAACGGCUAGAAAUUUACGACUAACAAACAACGAAAAAAUAUCGAAACAUUUCUCAAAUGUGCGGGCGCAGUUCAUAUAAUAAACGAUGAACCUCGGAAAAUGUCCGCAAUAAAUUGAGUAAUGUUUCCAUGUUUCGAUAUAUAUUUAAAAGAAAACCUUCAUUUAGGCAGCUAAGUUGAAAAAGAAAGCGUAAUACCAUUGGCAAGCAAUUUCAUACUCCUCAAUGAAAAUAAGUUCCUCGAACGCACUUAGGCACACCAAAGACACUAGAAUAACAAGAUGCGUAACGCCAUACGAUUUUUUGGCACACGAUUUUUUCACCGUGGCUCUAGAGGUGGCUCCAGGCUCUCUCGAAUUUUUGUUAGAAUGCGAGAGAGCGGAGAGCGCUACAGCGAACAGCUCUUUUCAACGCAUAAAGUGAUAGCAGACAACUAUAUGUGUGCACACGUAUGCUCAUGCAUUGUAAAUUUGACAAAAUAUGCACAUCACCUUAGAAGUUCUUUGACUUUAAAUCUAUAUUAUUUUUGAUCAAUUGGCACCAUGCGAAAAAUUCGUGCUUUGCAUUGCCUUAACGUUAUUAUUAUUUGAAAAUAGAUUAGAAAUAGCCAAAUCUAUGUACAUCACAAAAUAAAUUUAAAAAAUGACUUUAUAUAAGAAUAUUUGUCUUUAGAGUAUUCAUCUCGCGGCGUGUGAAAAAUUAAUAAGGCAAUGAUUCUUGAGUGUUUGUGUCCGCACUUCGUGCCUCAAGAUAUGACCAAAGCAAAGACACUAGAAUAAUUCUAGUGUCUUUGAUAUGACUUUUGCAAUAAACAGUUAUCAUAUUUUUAUGAAAUUUAUGAAAUUACAGUAGUUAUAAUAAUUUCUAUUGUACUUCCUUUAAUUAUUUAGUAUAUUUAUUAAGUCAUUUAACAUUAAAAGUUUUUCAAAAAAAAUAUUUCGCUCUUAAAAAAUUGUCAGAUGAGAGACAAAUUAGAAUUAAACAUAAAUAUAAAUGUGUAAACGGUAGCUAAUUCGAGCGGCGAUUUUAACAAACAAAUUUUAAAAGCUUUAAAAUUAUAAUAGUCAGGGCGCGAAUUUUUAAAAAUUAUUUUAUUUUAUCAUAUUGCUAGGAAAUUAGCAAAAACUACCCUAAUAUGUACAAUGUAAAUUCGUUUCAUCGAUCAGAAUUGAUUUCGGCCCGAAAAUCGUCUUCUAGCACAACACGCACACAUAUACGCGUUCUCGUCUCUUGUUUUUACUCACACAAGCAAGCAAACUCUAUUUUUAGAUUUCUUAUGCUCUCAGCGUGAGCGAGCGGAAAGAAGGCAAUUUUGGCCGUCACUAAAAAAGUGGCUGCAUAGUGCAAAACCAAUGUAUGUCCGUUACGCAUCUUGUUAUUCUAGUGUCUUUGGGCGCACCCUUGCAUUUAAAAUAGACUUGGUCGAAAAAGUCAUUUUAGCAAUAGUCUUAAACCGCCUCUUCUCAACAUAAAUAACUUAUUACCAAGGACCUAGUGUCAUGAUUUUCUGUUGAGCACUACAUAUUAUUCCGGCUACUCCUAUGUUAUAGUCGUCCAUUUUUUAUUAAAUUAAAGAUAUAAAAAUUAAUUUUAAUAAUGAAAAUGUAUUUUUAUGUUAUGAAAGAUUAAUAAUAUACCUUAUUUAUUUUUUAAAGAAGAAAACCUCAAGCCUUUCCAAGGAAAAAUACAACACAAAUGUUCAAAAAAACUACUUUCGGACAAACCGAC
This is a messenger RNA of Drosophila melanogaster (fruit fly), 4376 nucleotides long. RefSeq names its product kinesin family member 3C (gene Kif3C). Gene Ontology annotation, cellular component: dendrite cytoplasm; microtubule cytoskeleton; cytoskeleton. The transcript is spliced from 5 exons. NCBI's taxonomy places the organism in Eukaryota, Metazoa, Arthropoda, Insecta, Diptera, Drosophilidae. Gene Ontology annotation, biological process: microtubule-based movement. The record is from RefSeq and is marked reviewed. Gene Ontology annotation, molecular function: microtubule motor activity; ATP binding; microtubule binding. The coding region runs from base 82 to 2031 and encodes 649 amino acids.